This is a messenger RNA of Kalmanozyma brasiliensis GHG001, 795 nucleotides long. Its product is annotated as Proteasome activator pa28, C-terminal domain protein. NCBI's taxonomy places the organism in Eukaryota, Fungi, Basidiomycota, Ustilaginomycetes, Ustilaginales. Bases 1 to 795 code for a protein of 264 amino acids. Gene Ontology annotation, cellular component: proteasome activator complex; cytoplasm; nucleoplasm. Gene Ontology annotation, molecular function: endopeptidase activator activity. The record is from RefSeq and is a predicted model, not a curated record. The transcript has a single exon. Gene Ontology annotation, biological process: regulation of G1/S transition of mitotic cell cycle; positive regulation of endopeptidase activity; regulation of proteasomal protein catabolic process.
AUGUCAAUAGCGGUCAAGCUGCAAUUUGAAAAGUCCACCACGGACGCGCUCGAAGCGUGGCAGCAGAGCAUUCGCGACAAUGCUGUGAACAUCAUUCAAAAGACCCUUCCUGAAAAGAUCCUCGCGCUCAACGCCAAGAUCGCCGAGAUCGACAGCGACAAGACCCAUCUCUUCUCGAGGUCACACUACCUCGAUCCUACCGCAAUUGGUACCGAUACGACCGUCCACCCUGCGUCGUCAUCAGCGACGGAGGAAGGGACGAGCAGUAAGAAGCGCAAGUCGGCCGAUGGGAAUGCGGUCAACGGGGAGACAGCGUCACACGAGGAAUCGGCGCACGUCUUUACCGGCGUCGUCUCCACACCAGCAUACCUGACAAAAGCCUUUGCCGAGCUUCGCGUCGAAUGGGACGAGCUCAUCGAGCUCACCGACGCGCUCAAGAUGUACAUCAAUAUGCAGAUGCCUCAGAUCGAAGACGGUGACACCUUUGGCGUUUCGAUCCAGGAAGAGGCGCUCAACGAGAUAGUACGAACGCAGGAUUCGGCCUACAAUCUCCUCGCUACUCCCUUCACCUAUCACUCGGCGCGCGGAGAUCUAGCAGCGAAGCUCGUGAGGUUUCCAGGAGUCAAGGACUACGAAGAGGCGCUCCGGGAGCAUGAUCGCAAGACUUUGUACAGGAUGAGGAUGCACUGGACCGACUUGAGGAACAUGUACGCCGUCGUGUGGGACAUUCUGCAGAAAAACAUCAGCAAGAUCAGCAAGCCCAAGAGCGGCAACCAGAUGGGCUCGUACGGUUAG